Molecule: messenger RNA, 1680 nt
Organism: Diplodia corticola
Lineage: Eukaryota; Fungi; Ascomycota; Dothideomycetes; Botryosphaeriales; Botryosphaeriaceae
Product: alcohol acetyltransferase
Exons: 2
Coding region: 1-1680 (559 amino acids)
Molecular function (GO): N-acetyltransferase activity
Source: RefSeq, a predicted model, not a curated record
AUGGCGGACAACGAGCAGCGCUACGUGUCGUUACGACCGGCGGGAACCAGCGAGAAACGGUGCAUCAUGCGCCAUGCCUUGGGCUAUUAUCGAGGCCUCGUUGUAGCUGGCCGCUACACCGCUCCGGAAGGCUUCCCCCUCGGCGCCAAGGAAUCGUUCUAUCCCGCCCUGAAGCACUGCAUCUCGACGCAUCCAAUGCUCAGCGCCGCCAUCAAAGGCGAGCUCACCGAGGCCCCCGAGUUGAUCAGGCCCGAAACCAUCAAUCUCCGAAAUCACGUUGAAAUCACCCAGCCCGUCACCAUCCCGGCACCAGCCGACGACGAAAACGACACCCACGCCGAGCUCGAAGCCAUCAAGCCCCUCCUCUGCCACGCCCACGACCAGCAAUUCCCCGACGUCUCGCGCAUCCCGCCGUGGAAGAUCGUCGUCAUCCCCAUCACCACCACCACCAACAACACCACCGCCAACUCCGCCCCCACCCACGGACCAACACCGCCCACCUUUUGGCUCCUCUUUUCAUACUCACACUCCCACGGCGACGGGCCCUCGGGCCUCUCCUUCCACCGCACCUUCCUCUCCGCCCUCCGCCACCCGUCCACCACCGCCGCGCCCUCCACCGCCACCACCUCGCUCAGCCCCGCCGACCCGACCUACCGCACGCAACCCACGCCCGCCCUCCUCCCCCCAAUCGAACAAACCACCACCCUCCCCGUCACGUGGCCCUUCCUCCUCCUCCCCGUCGCGUCGUCGUACCUCCCCUCGGCGCUCCGCCAGUCCUCGCUCUUCACCUCCAAGCACCUCUUCUUCCGCGCCUCCGUCACCCCGCACCGGCCCGACGCCUGGACCGCGCUGCCGACGUCGUACCCCGACCCCUCCGACCCGACCCGACUCGCCACGGGCGUCGCCGUCGCCGUCGCCGCCCCCGCCACCGUCCGCGGCAUGCUGAAGCGGUGCCGGCGCCACGGCGGCGUCAAGCUGACGGGCGCGCUGCACGGCGUCAUCGUGCGCGCAUUGAGCGCCGCGCUGCCCCCGAACGCCAACGCUUCCUCCCCCUCCUCGUCCUCGUUCGUCGCGCAGACGUCCAUCGACCUCCGCCGGCUGAUGCCGCGCUUCGGCGCGGAGCUGGCGGGCGAGCGCAACUGGGACGGCGCGGUGGGGCUGUGCGUCAGCGCCGCGUACCACGUCUUCGCAAGGGACGAGGGAGAUGUGGAAGCGGUGGGGGGAGAUGGCGGCGAGGACGUGUUUUGGCACCGCGCGAGGGAGACGACGAGGUGUUUGGCGGAGAGGGCGAGCACGCUGGUCGAUCAGCCGAUCGGGCUGUUGAGGUACUUGAAGGGGUUUAGGGCGUGGUUGGAGGGGCAGGUGGGGCGGGAGAGGGAGGGGAGCUAUGAGGUUAGCAAUUUGAUGGCGUUUGAGCCGGAUGGGCAGGGGGAGGAAGGCGGGGAAGGGGAGAAAAGGGGUGGCGGGUGGGAGGUCGGGCGCAUGCUGUUUUCGCAGCCGGCGAACGUGACGGGGCCGGCGGUGAAUUUUAAUAUCGUGACGAGGAAGGGUGGGGAUAUGGUGAUUACGCUGACGUGGCAGAAGGGCGUGUUGGGCGUCGAGGGAGAUGAGGACGUGUGGGCGAAGGGCGUGUGUGAGGGGUUGGAGAGGGGGAUGAGGGCCCUUGCGGGGGUGCAGUAG